GUAACAUCCUCUACAUAUCAAGAUAAACACAUACAUGAGUAUUUGAAGUAAAUUAGAUGCACAUUUCACAUUUUGAUUUUGAUUGGAUAAUUUCAAUAAAAGUGAAGAGAUAAUAUGAAAAUUUUUUUAUAUAAUUUUUAUGUAACUAUAAAUUUAAAGAACAAAAUAAGAUGCACACAAAUUUGUUGAGAAGGCUUUUUCUUCUUUUUUUUUCUUCUUUCUUUUCUUUAAUAGUGAACUCAUCAACUAUUUGUUGUAUGAAAUUAAAUACUAGUACUACUACUACUACUACUACUGCCAUUGGCAACUAUCCAAUUUCUAUAUUGCAUUCAUAAUCAGAUAUCAGAAGACAAAAACUAGGAAUUUACUGAAAUCAACAAGAUGGAAAAUCGUCGUGCUCUAAUGAAAUCUACUGAUAUGCAAGCACCAUUACAGAAAAUUGUUGUAGACACAUGUGUUGUAGCUACAGAACAGUAUGAUGAAGAAAGAGAUGUUGCAGCUUAUGUUAAAAAACAUAUGGAUAAAUAUGAUGGUGGUGUUUGGCAUUGUGUUUUAGGCAAAGAUUUUGGAUGUUAUGUGUCGCAUUUGGAUGGAUACUUCAGUUACUUUCAAUACCAAGGGAAAUCAAUGAUUGUCUUUCGAACACAAUAAAUUGAUCUACAUUACUAAGAAUUAUUACUCUUAUUUGAGAACGAGACUGUGAUUUUAUUAUUUUUAUUGUCAUUAUGCAUUAUCUGUAUAUGAUUUAAAUACAGAUAAGUCUAAAUUCCUCUCUGUAUAAAUGUAUUUUAUAUUAAUUAAAAAGGUUUAACAGUGGUAUAAAAGAAAGUAUUUUAAAUGAUUUUCAUGUUCACAGUCUUCUCUUGAAUAAACAGAAAAUGGUUGAUCGAAAGCGUAUAAUUUGUAUAGAACGACCACCAGACAUAACAAGCAAUAAUGUAUGUCAGAUGGUCCGAUGAUCCAAAGGAAUACCUAUAACAUAAGGCAGAAUGUUGUAUAAUGCUGUAUCAUCCACUCAAAUCACCAGCGGAUAAAAUGUUGUUCCAAGCUUGAAGCUAUUCAUUACCGAUGUAUGACUAAGUAGCAUAAAACCUACUUUCACCCAUUCUCCUUAAUCAUAUACAAAACAACUUUAGGCUAAAUAGAGUUUCCAAAAUGUUACUUUCCCGUGACUGCAUCACAAAAAAUCUGAUCAGUAUCAAGAACUAAACCACAAGACAUUGGUGUGCGUCAAGCAAUCGAUAAUACUUCCACUUUAGAUGCUUCAAACGUUUCAAGGAACUCCCGAAAUAUUCUUAGACUAAAGUAUGGCGUUAUAAUUUGACUGAUUACUUGAUCUUUAAAAAAUUUUGCAAACAAUGCAUUAUUCUUGCAUGAUUGAACUCCGAAGUGAACAGUCGGGCUGACUAAUUGAGGA
This is a messenger RNA of Schistosoma rodhaini, 1417 nucleotides long. The record is from the annotation of a GenBank genome assembly. Lineage: Eukaryota; Metazoa; Platyhelminthes; Trematoda; Strigeidida; Schistosomatidae.